Messenger RNA from Lachancea mirantina, 1974 nucleotides. The record is from the annotation of a GenBank genome assembly. Lineage: Eukaryota; Fungi; Ascomycota; Saccharomycetes; Saccharomycetales; Saccharomycetaceae.
AUGCCGCAGAGCUACGAUUAUGAUGAGAAAGCUGAAACGUGGCCUUUCUUUGCUAUGGCCGUGCUCGUUGUGGUUCUUUUGCCUCUGACGCUUAUGCAGAUUUAUGAGCUGUUCAAUAGCCAAAAGGAGGAAAAAUUUGGAGAGCAGACGUCAACCCUGAAUGAAUUGAACCAGGUGUUAGUACCUCAGAGUAUCAAAAAGUUUCGUGCCAAAUACAAAGUGAAGAAAUCCGGGGUUUGGAGUAAGAAAACUCUGAUAGUUUGCCUCGGUUGGUGUUUGGUGGCCGUAAUCUGGAAAACUAUCGACAGCAAUGAGGCUGUCAGAGAAGCAGCUUCCACGAUUUUUGAUCCUUAUCUUUUGCUAGACAUUUCUACAAGUGCCACAGAGAAGGAAAUCCGGUCCGCUUACAGGAAAUUGUCGAUCAAGUUUCAUCCGGACAAAGUUGCCAAGAAUCUUAGCGAGCAACAACGUGCUGUUUUAGAAGAGCAAUAUGUCUUGAUCACGAAGGCUUACAAAGCUUUGACGGACGAAGUUACGCGGGAAAACUAUUUGCAAUAUGGUCACCCUGAUGGACCACAGGCUACGUCCCAUGGUAUUGCAUUACCUAGGUUUCUGGUCGAGAGUUCUGCUUCUCCAUUUGUGGUGGUUGGAUACAUUGCUCUGUUGGGGCUUAUAUUACCGAUUUUUGUUAGCAGAUGGUGGUCAAGGACUCAAUCUGUCACCAAGAAAGGCAUUCAUGUCAAAACUGCUUCCUAUUUUGCAGACAGGCUCUUUAAUUUUAAGCCCUCACAAGUGGUGACAUCUGAUCUUAUUUUGGACUGGUUAUCGAAUGCAGAAGAGUACAAGAUUAUGUAUCCACAUUUGGGGCCCAAAGUCUUCAGGAAUCUAUUGAAUGACCAUUUACAGAGAGCCAGUAAUGGGGAGGACCUGAAUGAAAUCAAACUAAGAGUUGUAGCCAAGACUCAUUCCUUACUGUUUGGUUUACUUGAUGUGUCUACAAAUUUCAGGAACACAGAAAUCUCUCUUGCUGCUAUUGACACCUUCAAGUCCAUUGUACAAGCUACGCCAGUCUCACCAGAAUCCCAAAUAUUCCAACUACCUAACGUCGAUCAAAAGCGGUUUUCAGAAGGGAGCGUUGAUGAUGUGAGGACUUUGGGUAAACUUUUCACCUACGACGAAAAGAAAAUUGGCCAGAUUCUUGGCAUUAGUGAUGAAAGUAGACUUCAGGAAACGUUAAAAGUAGCUUCCUUCAUUCCACGUUUGAAACUUUUGAAGGCUGAAUUCAAGGUUCCAGGUGAAACCGUUGUUACUCCUGAGUCCAUACCACACAUCGCUUUGAAGGUACUGGUAGUCUCACCAAAGCACAAGGCCUUCCCGCCAUCCAAGUUUCCUCAAGUUUUUUUUGAAGAGGAGCAAGAUUUUGAAGCUCAAAAAGAUCCAUUUGCCUCUGCACUUGAGCAGCCCCCAGUCCCUCAGACGUUCGCACCCCUCUUUCCUGUAGAAAGAACUGGAGGAUGGUGCGCACUGGUGAUGUUACAGAAAGACGGUAAAGUAAUUCAAACGCCGUUGGUUGUGGAUAGAUUAUCGUUUUCAAAUUUGGACAACGACUUCGACAAGCGAGAAAUCAAAGACGUUGAAGCAUCUUUUAAGCCAGAAAACUGGGUAGUGGGUACCAUAAAGAUCCCAUUCAGCCAGCCUGCUCCUCCUCAAAAUGGGGAUUAUUUCUUCAGAGUGGUACUGAAGAGUACUGAGUAUUUCGGCAGUGAUCUAGAUUUCACGCUCCCAAUGAUGGUUCGCGAUCCUCCAUCUGAAGCCGACUCUGAUAAACAAUACGACGACGACUCAGAAUCAGAUUCCGACGGGGAAGGUGACGACGACGAAGACGAAGAUGAUUUGGACGAAGAAAACGAUAGUGACUACACUGAUAUCGACACCGACACCGACGGGGAAGAGGAGAAGAGCCUGGUUAAUUAG